AUGGGUAACACCUUUGGUGCAAAGAAGACCACAAAGGUGAUGAAGAUUGAUGGUGAGACAUUCAAGUUGAAGACACCAGUGAAAGUUGAGGAAGUGCUUAAGGAUCACCCUGGUCUUGUUCUGCUAGAUUCUGAGGCUGUUAAGCACUAUGGGGUGAGAGCAAAGCCUCUGGAAUCACACAAGGAGUUGCAACCAAAGAGGCUCUAUUUUCUUGUGGAGCUUCCCAAGGAGACAAAGCCAAGAAGGGUUCGUUCUGGCAUUAACAUGAGUGCCAAAGAUCGCCUUGAGAACCUAGUGCUUACUAGGAGGUCUGCUUCUGAUCUUUCAAUCAUGAAGCAAAGCAACAUGGGUGAUGGUGAACAAGGCAACAACAACAACAAGGAGAAUAAUGGUGGGGUGAGGUUGAAAAUGAGGCUUCCAAAAGCUGAGGUGGAGAAGUUGAUCCAUGGUAGCAAAGAUGAGGCUGAAGCAGCCCAGAGGAUCGUGAAGCUGUACAUGGCCAAUGGCAGCAGAGAAACUGAGCAAAAUGGUGAAAAGAUGAUGCUGUUUGAUCCACAAACACACUGCAAAGACAGAGUUAAGGAGAGUCCAAAGAAGAGGGUGAGCUUUAUGCCAAUGAACGAAGGAGGGACUCAAGUGGCUGUGGCUUCAUAA
Molecule: messenger RNA, 654 nt
Organism: Sphenostylis stenocarpa
Lineage: Eukaryota; Viridiplantae; Streptophyta; Magnoliopsida; Fabales; Fabaceae
Source: the annotation of a GenBank genome assembly